Molecule: messenger RNA, 886 nt
Organism: Dioscorea cayenensis subsp. rotundata (Guinea yam)
Lineage: Eukaryota; Viridiplantae; Streptophyta; Magnoliopsida; Dioscoreales; Dioscoreaceae
Exons: 6
Coding region: 149-688 (179 amino acids)
Source: RefSeq, a predicted model, not a curated record
UCUCUCUUUCUCUUCUCUUCGUUCUUCUUCUUCUUCUUCUCUCUCUCGCGGCGGUGAGCUCCUCCGGCUCUGGUUUCCCAAAAACUCCUGUUGAUUCCUUUCUGUUUCCUGUUUGGUAUCUUGUGGUUUCAACGGUUGUUUGGGAAUCAUGGACGUCGAUUCUCAGCAAACAAUGGAGGAAACUAUUUUGGUUGGUGAUGAUCUUAUGUUGGGACCGCCAUCUCCAAUCAUUCCUCCAGAGAUUGCAACUCAUGUCCUUGAAGGUGUUGAUUUAUGUGAUGGAAUUUUGAGAAAUUUGUUCUUGUGUCUGCAAAUCAAUGACAUUGAACCAUUUUGUCAAGAUGAGAUUGUAUUAUAUCGGCAGUGUGCAGAGAAGAGGGACAAGGAGCUGAGGCGACGUCUACAAGAUAGUGAGCGUAAAUUGGGCCUAUCAAUGCCUAUUGACGAAGCAAAGGGAAGAGCUGCUCAGCUUCAAUCUGAAGUCACUAACCUGGAGAGGCGCAUGAUCCUUGCAAGUGGUAUGGAGGGUAUGGAAGGAUUUCGCCAGCGCUGGAGUUUCCAUGGCCGUCUUGAGGACACCAAGAAAAGAUUGGAAGCCCUAAAUAAUGGGAUGUCGAAGAGGAUCUCCGAAGAGGCAAGCAAGACCCCUGAAGGAGUCACAGGGAAACGGAGAUGGUUUUUCUGGUAGACUAAUUCACAACCGAGAAAUUCAGAGUUUGCCAUAGGCUGUGGCUGGUUAAAGAUUUGCUCACAUUUGAUGAAGCUCUCUCUGAUGGCUUGUUUUUAAGAUCCAGACCAUUAAAAUCAAAUUGAAUUGAUCUUGUACUUUGCAUGUGAACACACAGCUCUUACAAAUAUGCCACUACAAGAGCCAGCACUUUCAUGA